CAACGCGAGCAACUUCCUAUUAGGAAAUAUCGUGAUCAUAUAUUAUAUUGCUUAGAAAAUUAUCAGGUGCUAAUUUUAGUUGGUGAAACUGGUUGCGGUAAAAGUACGCAAGUGCCACAGCCUAAUUGUGAAUUAUUCACUGGGUUAAACAAAACUGGAUGCUGCAAACAUUUCUUAUUUUUGAUUGAUAACAAAUUUUCAGUUAUUAAUUUAAUUUCUUUAUUUAUUUAAAAAAAAAAAAGUAAAAUGAUAAGAGGAGAUUAAUACAACCUAUCAGACUCAUAUAGCGAAAAUUUAUUAAAUAGAAAAUUAAAACAAGCCUUUUUGGUUCUUUUUAGAAAUUUUCUUAUUAAUGCAAAAUUAAAAUAACAAAAUCAUUGAAAUAUUCCAUAAAAAUUGGAUUUUGAAUUGAAAAAAAAAAAUUACCUAAAUGUUGAAUAUAAAAUUUUUUGAUUAAGCGCUUUUGAAUCAAAAUUUUAAGUUUGAGUUUUAAAAAAAUUAUAAAAUGGUUGGUCCAAGCUCUCAAAUCAGUAAAUUGCUCUUAUUUUUAUUAUUAUUGCUAAUAAUAUUUUAUUUGGCAAUGGAUGUUCAAUUAUAUAUAAGAAUACAUUUUUAUCCAAUCGAGAGAAGUCAUAAUAUUAAUAAAAUUACAUCAUUACCAUGGCCAUCAAUACAAAACGAUCCAAAUAAUAAAAUGCAUAAUGCCGAUUCUUAUGAUGACUACAAUAGUGAAAAGAACAUUGGAAAUGUUUUUAGUAGUAAAAGUAAUAAAAUAUUAUCAAAUAAUGGAAAUAUUCGCGAUGGCAAUCAUUAUAUUUAUCAAUUAGUAACAUCAAGUCAAAAUAUAUUACAAGCUCAACAACGAUCAAUUCCUAUAAUUGAGAAAAGUAUCCUUGAAAGUAAUGAGCAUGAUACAAGUAACAGCACCAAUGAUUUAUUAUCGGGGCAAUUGCAAAAUGAAACUUUUGAUAUUAUUUCAAAAUUUAAUAAAAAAACUACAUUUCAAAAUGUUUUAGCAACGCAACAAUAUAUAAAUGAAAAUGAAGUACAAAAAUAUAAAUAUAGUACCUGGAUACCGUGUCAUAUAAAUCCGUUAUGUUUUAUUACAGUUAAGGCCCUUCUUCUUGAUCAUACGAAUCACUAUUUAUUUGCUCCAAUGGCAACGAUAUUUGAUGAUAUUAUUGGAUUCUCGAGAACGCAAUAUAUUACUGCAAAUUUUAUAUCUUAUUUUCAUGUAUUUGUUGCAUUAAUAGCUGCACGAUUUAUAGCAUCUGAUUAUUUAGGUUAUAGACGUAUUGGUGUUCUUCUUUUUGAAUUUCGUACAUUCUUAGAUGAUCUAGAUGGUCAUGUUGCACGUGUGAAAAAAAAUAUACAAGGAGAGCGUUCUGAAGUUGGUACUGCUGGUUAUUAUAUAGAUGGUUUGUGUGAUUCUUUGGGUUGCGUUGCUCUUAUGAUUGGUAUAUAUAUAUUUUUAAAAAAUAAUCCUCCACGACGUGGUUAUGCUCAAAUGCAAGCCGUUUUGCCAGUAACAAAUGAUGAAACAAAUUGUAAUACUAUUAAAUUACAAUCAGAAAUUGGAGUUACAUAUCGUGUUAAAACUAUUAGACAAAAAAUUGUUAAAAAAGUAUGCAUAUUUUCUGGGCAAUUACUAUUUAGUUCAAUGGCAUGGAAUCGUUAUAUAGCAUCGUAUCAGAAUAUGUUAGAAUGCGAUGAUGUUACACCUAUACAAUUAAGUAGACAAAAUUUUGUAUUUAAAUCGAAUAUAUUUUUUUUAAUAGCGUGGCUAUGGCGUUUAUUUAAUGUACAUUCAAUAUUACAUUGUUUAUUAUUGAGUAUAUUUUGUGAUAAGCUAUGGGAUUUUUUAAAAAUGAUACAAUACAGUGGAAUUUUAAUACUAUUUUUAUCGAUGUGUGCUACUGAAAUGCAUGUGUUAGAAGCACAAAAUUUUAUUUUUAAUUCGAUGAUAAUCGCAAAUAACAACACAUCACUGUGAUUUUCUAUAUUUUUUGUGUAAUAAAUAACAUAUAAAAUUGAAGAAUUUUUACGGUUAGUAAGAAAUUUAUAUAAAUGAAUUCUAUUAUUAAGUUUGAAACUGAAUAUUUUAAUAUUAAAUACAUAAUGUAUAUUUAUUUAUUCUCUAACAUUUUGUGUUUAUUUAAAUUUGUAUAAAAUGUUUGUUUUUUUUAAAUAUAUUUGUCAAUAUUUAACUCAAAACUUUUUUACCUUAUUUUAAACUAUAAAAAUAUUAUGCAUUUAUAAUAUUAAUUUUAACAAUAUGAUUUUUAAGCAUGUUGCUAAAUCCCCUAUCAUCAAAGUUUAAGCUUAACAUUGAAGAAAUAAUUUUUUUUGAAAUUCUGUUUAUUGAACCUAAUUGAAGUUAGGCAUUUUUGAUUGAUAUAUGGUAUGACCGCGUCAUAUAUUUUCUAAUGUUAUAUUUUGAUUAGAAUAUGAAAAUCCAAAAAAUUUAUUUUUAUUAGUUGAGCAGAUGUUUUAGCAGAGAUUCACUUUCUGACAUUCGCUUUUCCAAACAGGAACCCAAAAAGUAAAUUUUAAAAUAUUCCGUUAAUUAAUUCCUUAGGUAUUGCCGAAAAUGCAAGUUUCUGACAUCUCCAAAAUGAACUCAAAUAAAACCUUUCGCCAAAAUGGGUUUACAAUAUAAAAAAUUCAUUCUUGUUUAUAAAAGUAUUCUAUCUAAUGCUUCUCUAUUUAUCUAAAACUUCUUUAAUAAUCGACAUGGGAAAUUUAGUGUCACCACUUUAUUGUAUGCAUGGCGGUAUGUAAAACAGGAUUUUAAGUCUCAUUUAAAUUUAAUUGUUUCAAAAUUUCUACUAAAUUACAAAACUUGAAAGAAUGAUGAUAAAAAUUAAAUCAAAUUAUUUAUAUAUAUUGUUUUAUAUUACCUUGAGUUUGUAGUUACGCUUUCUGUAAUCGUUUCAGAGAGACUAGAGAUUUUAAUGAGAUUUAAUGUACUAACUCACACAAAAUUAGAAUCUGAACUCACCCAUUCUGUAAUACCUUCAUAAGCUCCUCCAAUUUCAAGUUGUCAAUAAUGGUCAUGUAAAAUACAUUGUUAUUUAAGCAUUGUUUUAUUCAAGCACAUUUUGGGAGACCAAACUGAAACUAGUAGAUAAGCGGAGUAAACUAUUUAAUACUAAAAUACAUAUAAAUAAUAUCAUUAUUCAUGUUUUAUAAAAAUAAUUCGAGCUUAUAUAAAUUAACAACGUUAUAUCUCUUGCGAAUUCAUCUUCAAUUAUUUGGUAGUAUUGGGAAAAAAUAACCCUGUGUAAAAAAUUAUUUUCUUUUUUAUUGAUGGGUUCUUGAUUGUUUUGUAUCACCAUUUUGCAUAAUUUUCAACACUAAUAUUGACAAGUUUCCCAAUAUUGAGUUGAUUAUGUAUCUAACGAAAUUUAAAUAUGAUUUUAUUAGUAAUAAGAAUACAACGUUUGUCAUAAAGUGUAGUUUUAAGAUCAUUUUUAUUAAGUCAAAUUUAUUUGAAAUAAUUAUUUAAUAUUUCACCGAAUUAAAACGACUAAAAGGUAAGUUCAUAUUUUCUUAAUUGUAAAGAAUUAUUUUUUUUUUGUUAAAUUCAAUCAGUUUUUUUAAAUUAUUUUUUAUCAUCAUAAGGAGAAGGAGUAAUUCAGUACCUAUUCCAUUAACAUCCGGUAAAAAUGCAAAAGAUGUUCUGCCAAUAUUUAAAAAAUACGCGAGAUUUAAUUUUAGAUUUUAUGUUUCUUUAGUUUUUAUAACUUUAGUUAUAUUGUUUAUGCUUAUGUAUCUAUAUACAUAUAUAAUAUUUUGAUUUUUAAUAUUAAAAUUACAUCUAUAUUUCUUAUUUUAC
Messenger RNA from Condylostylus longicornis, 3838 nucleotides. It is a transcript of the gene Cpes, whose product is annotated as ceramide phosphoethanolamine synthase. Gene Ontology annotation, cellular component: membrane. NCBI's taxonomy places the organism in Eukaryota, Metazoa, Arthropoda, Insecta, Diptera, Dolichopodidae. Bases 506 to 1993 code for a protein of 495 amino acids. The transcript is spliced from 3 exons. Gene Ontology annotation, biological process: phospholipid biosynthetic process. Gene Ontology annotation, molecular function: phosphotransferase activity, for other substituted phosphate groups. The record is from RefSeq and is a predicted model, not a curated record.